AUGGAUGUUCGCGCAGAUACGAGAGACGACGACGAUCUCUUAGCCGCCAUCAUGUUGAACGUUCAAAGAACACUCAGUUUCGCUCCAGAUAAAAUUUUGUGCGGCGACCUCAGUACAAACCUGUCUAUUGUUCAAUUUAUGGGUUCAUCUGUUUCUCGACACCGGAGGUGGAGUGGGAAGGCUAUAAGAGCCCAUAUUCUCGCUGAACUAUGCACAUUGUUAGUCAAUCUCAGAAAACUAAGCGCUAAUAGCGAAAAACUUGAGGAAUACAUAGUUGGACUUGGCAAGAAAAUUGUUCUUGAAAAGAAUACCGAGUUAAUGUCUCCGGAAGUGUCAGCUGAAGUCGUUAGAGAGCCAUCUAUAGCAGAAAAUGAGAGCUUCGCGUCUGUAGAGGGACCAUUGGCCAAAGGAAAUGAAGCUCAGAAAAGCGCUAGUGAGGCUUUCUGGGUUCCAUAUUCAGAUAACGACACGAAGCCGGCCGAAGAAGAAAAGUCUGCAAAAAAGAAGAAGAGAUCGCGAUCAUUACAGUGCGUACUGAUUUUCCUCUACCUGCUCUAUGUCACUAUUUCGUAUCUGGUUUAUUCGCAGAAAAAACUCGUUCGCCGUUUAUCUUCUCGUUGGCGUCCUGCAAAUUAUUCGCCAUUGUCUACGAAUGAUAUGGACGGUGAUUCCACUCUACCAGUAAAUAGACACAGUGAUUUCAACUAA
Necator americanus (New World hookworm) is the source of this 708-nucleotide messenger RNA. RefSeq lists its product as uncharacterized. Lineage: Eukaryota; Metazoa; Nematoda; Chromadorea; Rhabditida; Ancylostomatidae. The transcript has 8 exons. The coding region runs from base 1 to 708 and encodes 235 amino acids. The record is from RefSeq and is a predicted model, not a curated record.